AUGCGCAAUGGGGACCAGGCCACAGCCCCUCUUAGUGAGCAAGGACUAGUCGGGUUUUCGAUAGAACUGGAGCUUGAAGAUAUUAGUCGGGAAAUGGCGGGGCACCUUGGCUUGCUUCCAAAGCAUAAAGAUAUCUCAGCUAGCAGCAGCAGCAGUAGUAGUAUCGACACUAGGCCUGGCGCAAUCUCACUACCUCAAAUUACCAUCAAUAGCUUGUUCACUGCACUUGAACAUGUUUCCAACCUAGAGACCGGAUUCCAAAGACUGAAAUCUCUAGAAUGCCCGCUUCCUAGUAUUAUCGAGAUCCUGCACAGAAAAUACCCACAUAUAGAAUUUGUCCAAAAGCUCUGCCCUGUUGCGCUCAUGCCAAAAUCCUCAUCAACAUUUACCAUGCCACUCGAGACAGCAGCAACAUAUCGAGUCUUCACAGCAUAUCUCUUAUUCACCUCUCUCACACCUCACGAUAUCCUCGUGAUACUAUCGGAUGCAUUGCUAGCCAGUGAAAAAAGCACCUACUCCAUGGACUCUAUUAGAUGUUCCCAGGAAGCCGCAUUAGUGGAAUAUUUCCAUUUUCUACUUUUAUUUCUCGCCAUGUAUAAUUUUGAUUACAGAAUUCGCCACCUCGAGACUUCACCCCUACUAGACAAGAAUAUCAGCUUCCACGCGCAGCGAAUUCUCAGCUGGAGGUUGACUACAUGGAUCCAGGGAUACUUUCGCCCAGAAAGACCUUGA
Messenger RNA from Morchella sextelata, 732 nucleotides. RefSeq lists its product as uncharacterized. The record is from RefSeq and is a predicted model, not a curated record. Lineage: Eukaryota; Fungi; Ascomycota; Pezizomycetes; Pezizales; Morchellaceae. The transcript has a single exon. The coding region runs from base 1 to 732 and encodes 243 amino acids.